Molecule: messenger RNA, 2325 nt
Organism: Oryzias melastigma (Indian medaka)
Lineage: Eukaryota; Metazoa; Chordata; Actinopteri; Beloniformes; Adrianichthyidae
Gene: castor1
Product: cytosolic arginine sensor for mTORC1 subunit 1
Exons: 9
Coding region: 266-1261 (331 amino acids)
Biological process (GO): cellular response to L-arginine; negative regulation of TORC1 signaling
Cellular component (GO): cytosol
Molecular function (GO): arginine binding
Source: RefSeq, a predicted model, not a curated record
GUGACGCUGUAGCUUUAAGACUUGGGGGCGUGUCCCCGUGGCUCCGCCUCCUGCUCUUAAACCUACAGUGGUUGAGCGGCGCGUCGGAUGUUUGUCGUCUUGUCAAACGGCCACAGCGGGACGAGGUGUGUACGGUGGUCGGUAAUGUUCUGCACCGAGGCCUGCCUCUAACCUCCCGGCCGAGAGGACGUUUCCGCCGCCGCCGCUGCUGCCUUCAGGAACCGCCGAGCGGAGACAGCCCGCCCGCCCGCCUUCCACCGGGAGCAUGGACCUGCACAUUCUCGACCACAGGCUGCGGGUCACCAGCAUAUCCAAGAGCGGACUGGAGCGGUUCACACACCCCCUCAUCAAACUCAUAUUUCUGCGGAACCGGACACGAUGCAAGUUCUUUAGCCUGACAGAAACCCCGGAGAACUUCACGCUGGUGCUGGACGAGGAGGGCUUCAAAGAGCUGCAGCCCUCGGAGCACCUCCAGGUGGAGAGCUCCACCUGGCUGCCGCUCAAUGUCGUCUCCAACGGCAACGUCUCCAGCAGCUCCCAGGCGGUCGGUGUGACCAAGAUCGCCAAGUCGGUCAUCGCUCCUCUGGCCCAGCAGCACGUCUCGGUGUUCAUGCUGUCCACAUAUCAGACCGACUUCAUCCUGGUGAGAGAGAAAGACCUGUCUGUGGUUGUCAGCACCUUGAAGGAAGAGUUCAGCAUUUACCAGGAGGUGAAGGGAGAGUCCGUCCCCGUGCGUUGCCAGGAUGUGACGAACGGCCUUCAGAAGAACGGCAAAGAAGCCAUCCAGCCGACAGUUCACCCGGUGCUGAUCCCUCAGAACCAGUUCUGUGUCAUGUCUCUGGACCCGGACACGCUGCCGUCCAUCGCCACCACUCUCAUCGACGUCCUCUUUUACUCCAGCAGUCCUAAAGAAGAAUCUCCAGAGCAGGAGCUGGACUGCAUCAAGUUCUUCUCCUUCUCCCUCAUCGAUGGAUACAUCUCUCUGGUGAUGGACUCUGAGGCCCAGCGACAGUUUCCUUCUGAUCUUUUGUUCACCAGCUCCUCUGGAGAACUCUGGAGAAUGGUCCGUAUUGGAGGACAGCCGCUUGGUUUUGAUGAAUGCGGGAUAGUCGCUCAGAUAUCGCAGCCUCUCGCUGACAGCGACAUCUCUGCGUAUUACAUCAGCACUUUCAGCUUCGACCACGCUUUGGUUCCUGAGGAAGACAUCGUGAGUGUGACGGGCAUGCUUCAGCAUCACCGGAAAGAACCAGCUGCCAGCUGAUUUCUGAAGCCGCCGUUGAGCUGAUACCGAUCGUCUGGUUUUCCCUUUACUUCCUCAGUCCGGGGGGCAGGUUUGCACGUAGGGAGGCUGACUCCGUGCACACGUUUGCACUGCGAUAAUCACAAGUUUGCCAUGAACACCGGAAGCGCUUCUUUCUUAACAUGAACACCUCACAGGUUGUGUGUAGGCACCUCUUAGGAUGGGAGCACCAAAGCUGCACAUGAUGGUGCACAAACGGAUGAGCAGGAAGUCAGAAACCAACAUGAUGAUGGACCGUUCCGCUCCUCCUGGCCUGCAUUUACAUUCAAAGCACAAACUUUGGCUUGACAUGUGAGAUAUACAUCCCACAUGACUUCUUCAUGUGACUUACCUGUAAUGAAAACGAAAAGUUCAUCAUGUUUCACUUGUAAGACGGGAUAAAGAUGCGGCUCUGCACAACAGCAACUUUUCGAGGGAAGAGUUUGUGCACAGCUUCGAGGAAAAAAAAAAGAGGAAGUUAGUAUUACAAUAAUUACUUCCUCAUUUAAGGUUAGCUCUGAUUAUAUUUACUGUUACAGUGUUUGCGGUAUUGUGGUGCCAAUUUCACUUCCUAAAUAACUAACAUAACAUAUAUUUUUUAGGCGUUCCUCGUAUCUAAUCUAAUAUUAGAAAAAUACUGAACAAAUUUGCUUUUUAUUAGAAAAAAUGUUCAGUUAUAUUGAGGUCAAAGGAAAAUGGCAGCAAAAGGCGUUUCUGUUACUUCCUUCCAGCGAAACGUUAAGAUCUUCCAGAUUCCGUCUUAAAUAGUUUCACUGAAUAACAUUUGUAUUUUGUAACCUAGAGGAACUCAUGGGAGAAAACUUUUCAUACAAAAAAGAAAAUCUUUGUUUUUUUGUUCUGAAUUGACAGAUAUCAAAUAAAUUCAGCUUUUUUUUUACCAGUCAUUAACGCUAUGUCUUAGAUUUUGUUGUUAUUUGCACAGAAAUUGAACUAAGACAGCUACAUUUUAUACAACUCAAAGUAUUCUGUACACAUUUGUAUUCUCUGUGCUGCUUUAUUCAAUAAAAAACAAAAAUUCAACUCUU